Falco peregrinus (peregrine falcon) is the source of this 800-nucleotide messenger RNA. RefSeq names its product LSM7 homolog, U6 small nuclear RNA and mRNA degradation associated (gene LSM7). Gene Ontology annotation, cellular component: U2-type prespliceosome; U12-type spliceosomal complex; U6 snRNP. The transcript is spliced from 4 exons. Gene Ontology annotation, biological process: mRNA splicing, via spliceosome; nuclear-transcribed mRNA catabolic process. The record is from RefSeq and is a predicted model, not a curated record. Lineage: Eukaryota; Metazoa; Chordata; Aves; Falconiformes; Falconidae. Bases 109 to 459 code for a protein of 116 amino acids. Gene Ontology annotation, molecular function: RNA binding.
UUCCGCACCGGGUAACCCAGCAACCUGACCCGGAAGUCCCGCCCCGCGCCCGGAACCGCUCCUGGGCCGCGCCGAGGUGUGACGUCACUUCCUGCAGCGGAGAAUGAAAUGGCGAGCGGCGGCGGAGGUGGCGGCGGCGCCGGCAAGAUGGCGGACAAGGAGAAGAAGAAGAAGGAGAGCAUUCUAGACCUUUCCAAGUACAUCGACAAGACCAUCCGGGUGAAGUUCCAGGGUGGGAGAGAAGCAAGCGGCGUCUUGAAAGGAUUUGACCCUCUUCUGAACCUCGUGCUUGAUGGUACCAUUGAAUACAUGAGAGAUCCAGAUGAUCAAUACAAAUUAACAGAAGACACACGUCAGCUGGGACUUGUGGUCUGCAGAGGGACUUCUGUGGUUCUUAUUUGUCCUCAGGAUGGAAUGGAAGCUAUUCCAAACCCUUUCAUUCAACAGCAAGACGGCUAGUGCUUUCUCUGGAUUGCCGCUGAAGACUUCAAGGGUGCAGAUCACAUUGGAGAAAACUGCCAGUGUAUGAGAAGCUUCCUGGUUUGGGGGAGGAGUUUGAAUGUGUAUUUGUUAGUGUGAAAGAACGGUCAACUUUUAUUUUUGUGGCUUUCCAUAAAUCAUGUGAGGAUGGGGUGUGGUGUGUAGGAAGUUCUGAUAUUUCCCCACCCCCUCCAAAUAAAUGUGUAACUGCAUUGCAUAGAGCUGACAGGAGAGAAGAUACUGUCAUAGAAUUGUCUGAGACACUGUUCAUUUUGUGAGUUUUGAAACAACCACAUAAAAUUAGUAAAGAAUGCCCUGAA